AAAUGUCAAGAUUUCACCCAUAUCACGAGGAAUUAUUACAACAAUGGAAAUCAAAACUCUCCGUCAGUGUAAAAUUGUUUUCGAAUCCCACGUUGGACGAGGUUUUUAAGGAUGAUCCAUAUAUUGAGAAUUGGUUGCAAGGAUUACAAGACAAGAAAGAACCUAUAAUAAAAAACGAAGAAUCUAUUAUCGCUCAACCAAUUUUCAUAUCCUCACAUUACAUAAUAAGCAAGAAAAAACGAAGAAAACGAAACAGUGAUCAAUACCAAGAUAUCUCUGAUCAUGUGAAACCUAACGGGAAUUUGUCAACGCACGAGGACUUAAAUAUUCCUGAUGGAUUGACGUUGGAAGGUGAAAGUGAGCAAACGCAUAUGCCUUCGGUCCAACCAGAAUCGUUAAAGGUUGUCCAAAAUGUGAGAUUGAAAUUUGAGAUGUGCGCUCAAACCGGGAAUCCAGAAAAAAUUACCGAAGCUUUGUCAGAGUUCAACAGUUUGAUGAAACUACCACACAUCCAGCUUCACGGGGUUUUUGAAGACUUGUGCUUAGCACAACUCGGCGAAGAAGUUUUAACGAUUUUAUGUAACGACGUCGUGAAACAUCAAGAUAUUGCGUAUCAGAAUUACGUGGUAUUCUUUAGAUAUGCGUUUUUGGAAAAGGUUCGACAGUUAACUUCAAAGCCUUCGCGUAAUUUUCUGUCGACAAUCAUAAAUACUGCAAAAGCAAAGAGCAAAUCGAUUGUAUACGGACU
Molecule: messenger RNA, 748 nt
Organism: Acaulospora morrowiae
Lineage: Eukaryota; Fungi; Glomeromycota; Glomeromycetes; Diversisporales; Acaulosporaceae
Source: the annotation of a GenBank genome assembly